Trichosurus vulpecula (common brushtail) is the source of this 978-nucleotide messenger RNA. Its product is annotated as olfactory receptor 5K1-like. The record is from RefSeq and is a predicted model, not a curated record. Gene Ontology annotation, cellular component: membrane. Lineage: Eukaryota; Metazoa; Chordata; Mammalia; Diprotodontia; Phalangeridae. The transcript has a single exon. Gene Ontology annotation, biological process: G protein-coupled receptor signaling pathway; sensory perception of smell. The coding region runs from base 34 to 978 and encodes 314 amino acids. Gene Ontology annotation, molecular function: olfactory receptor activity; odorant binding; G protein-coupled receptor activity.
UCACAAUUUAUAUUUUCAAUAGGAAAUUCAAAGAUGGUUGAUGAGAAUUACACCAUAUCACAGGAGUUUAUUCUCAUUGAAUUCACAAAUCACCAAGAGAUGAAGAUCAUCUUAUACAUAUCAUUCCUUACAAUCUAUCUGAUAACCAUGAUGGGAAAUCUUGGACUAGUGGUAUUAAUUUCAAUUAAUUUCAAUGGAUCUCGACUUGAUACACCUAUGUAUUUCUUUCUUGGUAAUUUGGCCCUUAUGGAUGCUUGCUGUUCCUGUGCUAUCACACCCAAAAUGUUAAUGAACUUCUUCUCUAAGGAUAGAAUGAUUUCUCUCUAUGAAUGCAUGGCACAAUUGUAUUGUCUUUGUCUUGCUGAAACUUCAGACUGCCUCCUCUUAGCUGCCAUGGCGUAUGACCGUUAUAUGGCCAUAUGUAACCCAUUGUAUCAUCCCAUUCUAAUGUCAAAGAAACUCUGCGUUCAGAUGAUCAUUGGGGUAUACGUAAUUGGCAACUUAACUUCUAUAAUUCAUGUUGGCUUUCUAUUCAGAUUAACUUUCUGUAGGUCCCACCAAAUUAACCAUUUCUUUUGUGACAUUGUUUCAUUAUACCGACUCUCUUGCACUGAUCCUUACAUCAAUGAGUGGAUAAUGUUUAUCUUUUCAGGUUCAACAGUAAUCUUCACUGUAGCAACUGUCCUGGUCUCUUAUCUUUACAUCCUCUUCAGUAUCUUUAGAAUGAAAUCUAAGGAGGGACGAGGCAAAACUUUUUCUACCUGUGCAUCUCAUUUUGUGUCUGUCUCAAUAUUCUAUGGUUCUAUCCUCUGCAUUUAUAUUCAACCAGGCUCAGUUGAGCAGGCGGAUAAAGAUAUUCCAGUUGCUAUUUUUUACACAAUAGUAAUUCCUUUUUUAAAUCCUUUUAUUUAUAGCUUGAGAAACAAGGAAGUAAUCAGGACCCUGAAAAAAACUGUGAAGUAUCUUGGGAUACUUUGA